AUGUCGUCGAGGCGCCUGAGGGGGCGCGGGGAGAAGAAGGAGCGCCCGGCGCUUGCAGACAAAGAGGUCAGGAGGUCGAAGGGCUUCACAGAGAAGCGUUACGUGACUGAUUGGUUUCACCUCCAGUGUGAACGGACCUGUGAAAAACACCAGAACAACAGGAAGGACGUGGAAGGCGUCCGUCAGUUGGAGAAAUUCACAGAGCAGGAGACGGCCGUCAUCACAGAAAUAUGUGAGGAUUUCCCUGAAAAUGCUCUAAAAUAUGCCGUGAUCGUCUUCACUCAUGGUGACCAGCUCCAGGAGGGAGUGACCAUGGAGGAGCAUGUGGAGCAAACCUUCUGCUGGGCGUUCAGCUUCGCCUGCACCCUGCUGGUGCUGCUGGUGGAGCUGUUCGGCCUGCAGGCCCGGGCCCCCAUGUCCUGGACCAACUUCCCCAUCACCUUCGCCUGCUACGCCUGCCUCCUCUGCCUCUCCGCCUCCGUCAUCUUCCCGCUCUUUUUCCUCAAGUACCAGAACUCCCCCGGCGAGGCCCGCGACCAUCGCAUCGCCGCCACCGUCUUCUUGUGCCUGGCGACGGUGGCCUACAUGGGGGAGGUGGCCGGUUACAUGGCCACAGCCCCGGGCCUGCUGAAGGUGUGCCAGACCUCCGUGGCGUGCAUCCUCUUCCUCCUGGUUUGCGACCCCGUGACCUACGACCGGCACACGGCCCUGAAGUGGUGCAUGGCGGUGUACUGCAUCUGCUUCAUCCUCUCCGUGGCCGUGGUGGUGCUGUGCGUGGGCGAGUGUACUGGCCGCCUCCCCGUCCCCUUCUCAUGCACCUGA
Molecule: messenger RNA, 822 nt
Organism: Gasterosteus aculeatus aculeatus (three-spined stickleback)
Lineage: Eukaryota; Metazoa; Chordata; Actinopteri; Perciformes; Gasterosteidae
Source: RefSeq, a predicted model, not a curated record